Molecule: messenger RNA, 750 nt
Organism: Symbiodinium sp. CCMP2592
Lineage: Eukaryota; Dinophyceae; Suessiales; Symbiodiniaceae
Source: the annotation of a GenBank genome assembly
AUGCUGAACUUGCUUUGCUGCUACAGGAACCCAAGCCCAAAGUGGCUUCUGGGCACGCAGCCCUCUGCGGAGGAUGCGCCAGCGCCCUUCUCCUGGAGUCCCUACCUAUCACAUGGUUCUCCGCUAUCUCGACAGCGAGCAGAUCGCACUCGCGGCGGUGAAGUAAGCUUGCCUCAGAGCCUUGAGUCUUGGAUGCCGGACUGCCCGCAGCUCUUCAAGGUCAUGCUCCUCGGUGAUGAGGCAGCAGGAAAGACUUGCCUCUUGCUCCGAUUCACCGACAAAAAGUAUCGCACGAAGCACAGCACCAUAGGGGUAGAGUUUGGUUCUCGCAACGUCGAUGUACAGGGGGAGGCUAUCCGUCUGCAGUGUUGGGACUGCGCCGGCGCAGAUCGCUUCCGCAGCAUCAUCUGCAAAUACCACCGUGGUGCUGCUGGCGCGCUGCUGGUCUACGACAUCACGCGGCGGGACAGCUUCGAGCACAUACAGGAGUGGCUACACCACUUCCAGGAGCACACGGAUACUGGACUCGCCAUUACCUUGGUUGGUAACAAGGCCGACAUGGACGCAAAACGUCAGGUGAGCUUCGAGGAAGGAAGCAGAUUUGCAACUGACCACGGCCUCGGCUUUCUGGAGACCUCCGCAGUCACCGGCCAGCACGUGGAGGACGCCUUUCUUGUCACGGCCCGGCAGGCCUUGGCAAGGAGACCCACUCGGGCAGCUGAGAGGCAGCUAGACAUCGGACACUUAUGA